CUCAGUUUCAAUCUAGUUCAUGUCGUUAGGCUGGUCUAGACGAUAAAGAAGGUUCCAAGAGACGUAACGUAACACAGCGACACUCAUGUCCUUCAAGAACCCCCGACAGAUCCAUAAACUGCCGGUUCUUCACGAGCAUGUUGUUUCCCAAUUCCAAGCGGGCCCUGUCCCUGGCUUCAAGAUCUGCUUCAACGACAGCAGUGACGCAGAGUAUCGUAUAUUCCACAUCGACAUCAAGGAUGUGAGAAAAUGGCGAGACGCGUUCAAGCCAAAGAGGCUUGAUAACAAAACAGACCGAAGGCGCCAAGACACCCGCGCAUCAAUGGCCCAAUGGGCCAUCACCAACAGUUCCUUUGAUACUUGCAACCAAGAGGAUAUUCCCAUUCCAGUACGCGAGCCAGAAUCCACUGACAGUGAAUCAUCAUGUGACUCCCUAAUUUUUACAAUGGAGAAGUUGGAUGUCUUUGGAAACACGAAAUACAAUGGCACAGUUGAUGCCAAAACGGUUGCAGAACGGGUCAAGACCAAAAGGAUCCUCGAAGGUACGUUGACUCCGGACCCUGACCGAAACUAUGAGGGCGAAUUUACCCUCUUAUUCCUAUCAUUCGUCGCUAAAGAGGAAGAGACUCAACGGGAACAACAGCCUGAUAUUGUUGAUGAUGAUCCGAAAGGCUGGAAAUUUCUGCAUGGCAUUAUCACCGCGGGGCAGAGCGAUGAGUCCAGUGAACUUCCUGCUUACCAUCCCAGCCAACGAGCAUUUGUCCUUCUUCGGAAAUUCAGGGGGCCUUUCCUGGUUACCUGUUCUAGACGAAACAUUGAUGCUUGCAGCCACGCGGAACUCCUGAAGCUCAUUUGGCAGAUGGAGAUGACCGGAUGGAAUGACAUGAUCUAUGUCACCCAGAAGGAUGAGGAGGUCCCUUACCGCAUCAAAAGUAAGAAAAAAGCCGAAGUGUUGGAAUGGGGACGCUUUGAAGAUGAUUAUGAGCGUCCACGGACGCCGGUUAAAGAGGCUAGGAGAGGCAAGAAACUUAGGAGCUUCAUCCUAAACAAUAAAAAGAUUUAGGUAAGUUGAGUAGAAGUCAAUAGGCCUUUAGACUAGUUGUUUUUGACAUCUUACUUUGAGGGCAGGAGUUUUCUUAUUUUUCCUGAAGGGGUAGUUUAGGAUUCCGGUAGAGUUUAAGGGGUUUUGGUUGGCGUGCGUAGAUUGAGAAUAUAAUGA
This is a messenger RNA of Fusarium oxysporum Fo47, 1219 nucleotides long. RefSeq lists its product as uncharacterized. The transcript has a single exon. Bases 86 to 1063 code for a protein of 325 amino acids. NCBI's taxonomy places the organism in Eukaryota, Fungi, Ascomycota, Sordariomycetes, Hypocreales, Nectriaceae. The record is from RefSeq and is a predicted model, not a curated record.